CCAGAGCCAGGGCAGCGAGGAGGCAUCUGACAGAGCCCACAGAGCAGGACCAACCCCGAACAAGGAGCUCGAGAGGAACAACAGACACUUAGGACGCACCUGCCACAGACCCCGAGCACCCCAUCAGCCAAGCGGGCCCCUCAGGAGGAUGGCCAAAGCCCAGACACAGGCAGCCCCCACAUCAGCCAUCCCCACGGCAACUGCAGCGGACCUCCCUCUCCCCCAACCCCCAGCCCUGGAGGAUCUGCCACCACCACCACCCAAGGAGUCCUUCUCCAAGUUCCACCAGCAGCGGCAAGCUAAUGAGCUCCGCCGCCUCUACAAGCACAUCCAUCCUGAGCUCCGCAAGAACCUGGCCGAGGCCGUGGCUGAAGACCUGGCCGAGGUCCUGAGUUCUGAGGAGCCCACCGAGGGUGACGUCCAGUGCAUGCGCUGGAUCUUUGAGAACUGGCGGCUGGACGCCAUUGGGGACCGUGAGAAGCCACCUGCCAAGGAGCCCGUGCCCGGCGGCGACGUCCAGGCCACCUCUCGAAAGUUUGAGGAAGGCUCCUUUGCCAACGGCAUAGACCAGGAGCCAGCUGGACCUCAGCCAUCCAGAGGGGAUGUUCGUGCCGCCCGCUGGCUAUUUGAGACAAAGCCGCUGGAUGAGCUGACGGGCCAGGCUGAGGCACCUGAGGCUACAGUGAAGGAGCCUGCAGCCAGCGGAGAUGUCCAGGGUACCAGGAUGCUCUUUGAAACGCGGCCGCUGGACCACCUGGGCUCCCGCCCCUCCAUCCAGGAGCAGAGCCCCUUGGAGCUGCGCUCAGAGAUCCAGGAGCUGAAAGGUGAUGUGAAGAAGACAGUGAAGCUGUUCCAAACGGAGCCGCUGUGUGCUAUCCAGGACGCAGAGGGAGCCAUCCAUGAGGUCAAGGCUGCCUGCCGGGAGGAGAUCCAAAGCAAUGCAGUGAGGACCGCUCGCUGGCUCUUUGAGACCCAACCUCUGGAUGCCAUCAACCGGGACCCCAGCCAGGUGCGGGUGAUCCGGGGGAUCUCCCUGGAGGAAGGGGCCCGGCCUGAUGUCAGUGCAACUCGCUGGAUCUUUGAGACACAGCCCCUGGAUGCCAUCCGGGAGAUCUUGGUGGAUGAGAAGGACUUCCAGCCGUCCCCAGACCUUAUCCCUCCUGGUCCAGAUGUUCAGCAUCAGCGGCAUCUAUUUGAGACCCAAGCGCUAGACACUCUAAAGGGAGAAGAGGAGGCUGGAACAGAGGUCCCACCCAAAGAGGAAGUGGUCCCUGGUGAUGUCCGCUCCACCCUGUGGCUAUUUGAGACAAAGCCCCUGGACACUCUCAGAGACAACAUCCAAGUGGGUCACCUGCAGCGGGUGGGUCCCCAGGAGGGUGAGGGGCUCAUGUAUGAGCGUCCAUCCAGUGAUGGCUCCUCCCCACAGUCCCUUUCUCAGAGUGCCCCCCAGAGGGAUGGGGUGAAGGGGGAUGUGAAGACCUUCAAGAACCUUUUUGAGACCCUUCCCCUGGACAGCAUCGGGCAGGGUGAGCCUUUGGCCCAUAGGAGUGUGAAUGGAGCAGAAGGAACUGAUUCUGCUGGGCAGUCUCAGGACAUAGGGUCCCCAGUGUACGCCAUGCAGGAUGGUAAAGGCCUCCUCCACGCCCUGACCUCUGUCAGCAGAGAGCAGGUAGUCGGAGGUGACGUGCAGGGCUACAGGUGGAUGUUUGAGACACGGCCCUUAGACCAACUGGGCCGAAACCCCAGUACUGUCGAUGUGGUUCGGGGCAUCACCCGGCAGGAGGUGGUGGCUGGAGACGUGCGCACUGCUCGGUGGCUCUUUGAGACCCAGCCCCUAGAGGUGAUCCACCAACGGGAGCAGCAGGAACGACAGGUAGAAGAAGGAAAGAGUCAGACAGGUCCCCAGCCUGAGGCACCCCUAAAGGGUGACGUGCAGACCAUCCGGUGGUUGUUUGAGACAUGCCCAAUGAGUGAGCUGGCAGAGAAGCAAGGGUCAGAGGUCACACAUCCCACAACUAAGGCCAAGGAAAGGUCCUGCACCUGGAUGUUCGUGCCCCAACCCCUGGACAGGCCAGAAGGUUCCUGGGAGCAGCACCUGCAGGUUAGCCAGGUCCAGGCUGGGGAAAGACAGACAGACAGACAUGUCUUUGAGACUGAGCCUCUGCAGGCCUCAGGCCGUCCUUGCGGAAGAGGGCCUGUACGAUACUGCAGCCGAGUGGAGAUCCCUUCAGGGCAGGUGUCUCGUCAGAAGGAGGUUUUCCAGGCCCUGGAGGCAGGCAAGAGGGAAGAUGAGGGAUGCAGAGUAAUCCCUGAGCCCAUCCCUGCUGGCUCUGUGCACAAGUUCACCUGGCUCUUUGAGAAUUGCCCCAUGGGCUCCCUGGCAGCUGAGAGCAUCCGAGGGGACAACCUCCAAGAAGAGCAGCCUGCAGGCCCCUCAGCCAACAGGGUGCUGGAGAGGCAGAAGACUGCAGCUGAGGGGACCCUGCGGACUCUGCAUGCCACGCCUGGCAUUCUGCACCACGGAGGAAUCCUCAUGGAAGCCCGAGGGCAGGGGGAGCUCUGCCUUGCCAAGUAUGUGCUCCCAGGCCCAGGGCAGGGAGGCCCCCAUAUACGGAAGGAGGAGCUGGUGUCUGGCGAGCUUCCCAGGAUUGUCCGCCAAGUGCUGCGCCGGCCGGACGUGGACCAGCAGGGGCUGUUGGUGCAGGAGGACCCAGCGGGCCAGCUCCGGCUCAAGCCGCUGAGGCUGCCAGCUCCAGGCAGCAGCGGGACCGUCGAAGAUAUGGACCCUGAGUUCCAGCAGUUGCUGGCUUGUGGCCUGGGGACCUCGGUGGCGAGGACAGGGCUGGUGAUGCAGGAGACAGAGCAGGGCCUGGUCUCACUGACCGCCUACUCCCUGCAGCCCAGGCUAACCGGCAGGGCCCCUGAGAGGAGCAGUGUGCAGCUGCUGGCCAGCUGCAUAGACAAAGGAGACCUGAGUGGCCUGCACAGUCUGCGGUGGGAGCCACCAGCUGACCCAAGUCCAGUGCCAGCCAGCGAGGGGGCCCAGAAGCUGCCCCUGACUGAGAGCAUCAUUCAUGUUCCCCCACUGGACCCCAGUAUGGGGGUGGGGCAUCUGAGAGGCCGGGGGGCUACCCCCUGCCCACCACAGGCCAUUGGAAAGGCAGUCCCUCUGGCUGGGGAAGAAAAGCAGGAAGACCGUUGCACUGGGCAGAAAGGGAUGGCAGCUUUGAGAAAGUCAGAAGGAGCCACAACUACACCCCCAGGGCCCGGGACCCCAGACCCCCAGGCCGCCAUGCAGAGUCUGCGAAUGGCAACAGCCAAGGCCCAAAGCCUGCAGCAGCAAGUUGUGAACAAGCACAAGCAGGGCCCCACCCCUGGAGCCACCUCCAAGCCCUUCCAGGAUGGUCUUCGGCAAGCACCGGCCACGGCCACUGUGGCUGCCCAGAGCAACACCAGCCCGAUGGCUGGAGGUGACCCCAGGAUGCCAGCAGUCCCCAGAAAGGUCAGUGGGGAACAGAAAGCACUGCCUGGAGGGCUGCCGGAGGGGUGGGUGACUAUUCAGGACGGCAUCUACACUGCUCACCCCGUGAGGACCUUUGACCCACCUGGGGGUGUCCAGCCUUCUGUGGGGGAACCCCUGCCAAGGGGUAAGGAGACUGCCCUCUCGGCCCAGGCUCCCAGCACACUCUUGGAAGGCCCCGGUCAGAGUCUUGCGCCAGGGCAGGAGGAGCCUGGGGGCUGCACACGGAGGGCCUGGGGGCCUCCAGAGAAGGCCAUGGCAGGAAUAGGCCCAGGGGGCCUCCAAGCUGCAAAGACCACCCUGAAGGCUGACCCUUUAGCUCACCACACUCUGGCCUCUGGGCCUCGGUCCACAGGUUCCAGCCUGCACUCCCAUAAUGCCUCUGUUCCUCCUCCUCCUCUCCCAGCUGCUGUGACAGGACCUGACUUCCCAGCCCAACCCCGCCAUGAUGAGGACUCCGUCCGCCAGGCCUCAGAGCCUCUGCACGACCCCCUUCUCCAUUCCCACAACAGCCCUGCUGGCCAGAGACCCCCUGGGGAAUCACAGACAAAGACAUCAAAACUGGAGCCCACCAUGCCCCCAAGGAAGAAGCCCCAGCUGCCCCCCAAGCCUGCACAUCUAAGCCAGAUCCCCCCUCCUCAGAGGCUGCCCAGGCCCUCAGCUCUGUCUCCCGGCUGCUCCAAGGAGGUGGGGCGAGGAGAACACAGACAAGGUGAUAGAGACGCAGCCAUCCUUCGGCCAGCCAAGGUCCCCACCACUGCGGGCCAGGGCCCCGUAUCUCUGGCAGGAUGCCCCGAUGGACAGAGCCAGCCCAGCCCCCAACGUGGCCCCAGCACUGCGGCGCCCAAGCCCACCAAGAGUCAGGCUCCGGGCAGCAAUAGCCAGAGCCCUGAGCGCCCCAAGCUCUCGGCUCUCAGCAGUGACCCCACCUCACCGCAGAAGAGCCCCAGCCCUCCAGGAGAGAAGCCCAUGGAAGGUUCCCAGCCAGGGGCCCCUGAGAGCCCUGAGAUUCUGCAGGGAAGCCAGCAAGAGCUCCAGGGCCUCCUGAACCAGGUACAAGCCUUGGAGAAGGAGGCCGAAAGCAGCGUGGAUGUGCGGGCACUGCGGAGGCUCUUUGAGGCUGUGCCCCAGCUGAGAGAGGCCUCUCAGGUUCCUGCUGCCCCCUGCAAGCCCGAGGCCUCGGUGGAGCAGGCUUUUGGGGAGCUGACAAAGGUCAGCACAGAAGUGGCCCGGCUGAAGGAACAGACCCUGGCCAGGCUGCUGGACAUUGAGGAGGCUGUGCACAAGGCCCUUAGCUCCAUGUCUAGCCUCCAGCCUGAGGCUAACGCCAAGGGCCGUUCCCAAGGACCCCCAAAGGACCACAGUGCCCACAAGGUCAGUGUCAUGGACAGCAGUAGAGCCAGGCCCAACAGCUCAGGCCAAGAGGUCAGGGGUCAAACUGCAGUCAAGAGCCAAACCAAGGUUACAUGCCAUGCUGAGGUCCAGAGUCAGGCCAAGGUCAGAAAUCACACAGAGGCCAGAGGUCAAACAGCCUCAACUGCCCCUUCCACCAGGGGGCUGGAGACAUUGAGAGAAGAUUCAGGCCUCCCUCGAGUCAAGUGUCCCAGCAGAGAUUCACCCUCCUCCCCAACCUUCAUCUCCAUCGAGUCGGCCACAAGGAAGCUUCCAGAGGCUCCCAGCCCCAAGGGCAGCCCCGAUGUCUCGAUGAAAACCACACACCUGGCCCAGGAUGUGGGCCAGGCCCUGCUCCACCAGAAAGGUAUCCAGGAUGAGGUCAAGAAGAAGGAGGUCACCCAGUGCUCUGGACAGCCCGAGCCUGCCCCUGCCUCAGCCAGCCCCAUGCCCACCGGGCGGCAGAAGAGUGUUGUGAAGCUGCAGACGGGGUCGGGUGGCUCCCACCACUAUGGAGCCAUGAGAAGCGUGACUGAGCAAUAUGAGGGGGUGGACCAUUGCAGGAACACAGUCCUCACAUCCUCCACCACUGUCACGGAGCAGGCAGAGCCGCCCAGGGGCUCAGGCCCCCACCUUGGACCCCACACCUCCCCCUUGUUGCGACAGUUCCUGCGCAGCCCAGCCGCCCUCAGCGGGGGUCUGGCAGAAGCCGGGAUGGUGCGCGUCCCCUGCGGCCACUCCCAGCCAGCUGCCCAGUGAGCCCUACUGCCUCCCACCACAGCCUCCCACCCAUUACUGGGGCGCCUCCCUCCAGGGCCCUGGGACUGAGGUGGGUGCCUACCU
This is a messenger RNA of Ceratotherium simum simum (southern white rhinoceros), 5755 nucleotides long. RefSeq names its product xin actin binding repeat containing 1 (gene XIRP1). The record is from RefSeq and is a predicted model, not a curated record. NCBI's taxonomy places the organism in Eukaryota, Metazoa, Chordata, Mammalia, Perissodactyla, Rhinocerotidae. Gene Ontology annotation, molecular function: actin filament binding. Gene Ontology annotation, cellular component: focal adhesion; stress fiber. Gene Ontology annotation, biological process: actin filament organization; actin cytoskeleton organization.